Messenger RNA from Syngnathoides biaculeatus (alligator pipefish), 3796 nucleotides. It is a transcript of the gene eral1, whose product is annotated as Era-like 12S mitochondrial rRNA chaperone 1. NCBI's taxonomy places the organism in Eukaryota, Metazoa, Chordata, Actinopteri, Syngnathiformes, Syngnathidae. Gene Ontology annotation, biological process: ribosomal small subunit assembly. Gene Ontology annotation, molecular function: rRNA binding; ribosomal small subunit binding; GTP binding. Gene Ontology annotation, cellular component: mitochondrial matrix. Bases 138 to 1487 code for a protein of 449 amino acids. The transcript has 11 exons. The record is from RefSeq and is a predicted model, not a curated record.
UGCGUCGUUGGUCAAACAGCAAAUAUGGCGGCGCCCUGCAGAUGUUGGUCAGUGUAGCGGGGUAACGGCCACCCAGAUUUUAUUUAGACAUUUAAUCAUAUCCAGUGAAGUGAAACAGUUCUUCGACAUAACGUGUAAUGGCAGUCAGAUUGUGUGGGCGGUUUUUGAGGGACUCUGCUGUCAUCUCCAGACGAUUCUUCGUGUCUGCUCGACAGGAACCUCCGCAGUGGCUUCUCUCCACAGGAAAUGUUGCACGUAGCUGUGGAAGGAGUCGCUUGUUUAUCUUCAAUCCGGCCUGUUCUAUUACAACGGAUGCAUUUGUGAGCAGACUGCUGAAAGGCAGCGUUGCGGAGGCAGAUAACAGCCAUUAUCGCCUCCCUGCCUCUGUUCCUCCAGACAGAGGUGAACACAUGUCGUUGUUAUUGAGACAUCCUGAUCAGCCUGAACACGCCAAGGUUCUGAAAGUGGCUAUAAUUGGUUCGCCGAAUGCUGGGAAGUCUACUUUGUCCAACCAGCUUCUGGGCAGAAAGGUGUUUGCUGUCUCUAAGAAAGUACACACUACACGGAAACGAGCGCUGGGAGUGCUAACAGAAGACGACACGCAGAUUAUUUUACUGGACACACCCGGCCUCACCACACCGUCAAAAGUCAAAAAACACCAGCUUGAGAAGUCUUUGCUUUUGGAUCCUUGGAACACGGUGACAGAGGCCGACCUAAUGGUGGUCAUCGUUGACGUGUCAGACAGAUGGAUGUGCAGAAGGCUGGACUUUGAAGUUCUCAAAUGCCUCGCACGGCACCCGAACAUCCCAGCGAUACUUGUCCUCAAUAAGGUGGACCAGGUGAAGGUGAAGGACAAGUUGCUGGACGUCACAGCGACGCUGACAUGCGGCGUUGUAAAUGGCCGCAAAUUACGCAUCCGACCGGUAAUCAAGGCCCCCCCGGUGGAAAAGAGACCAGAGAGGGAAUUGGAGGAGUCGCAGGACCGGGACGCCAUCGGAGACGGUGCUGAUGGGGACGAGUCUGUCCUGACCAAAGAGCGGAUGAAGGUGCUCAUGAGCCAAAAGGGAUGGCCUCGCUUCAAGGAUGUCUUCAUGCUCUCAUCUUUGGACAGAGAGGAUGUGGAGACGCUGAAGAACUAUUUAAUGGUCACAGCCCAGUCUGGAGCCUGGAAGUACCAUAGCGAGGUGCUGACAGACCAGAGACCAGAAGAAAUAUGCAUCAACAUAAUCAGAGAGAAGCUUCUGGAACACCUGCCCCAGGAGGUGCCAUAUUCAACGACCCAGUCUGUUGAGCUCUGGGAUGAGGAUGAAAAUGGACAGCUCACCAUCUUGGUGAAAAUUCGCACCAAGAAAGAAAGUCACACGAGAAUGGUGAUCGGCACGUCAGGCCAGAUGAUCGCACGUAUCGCCCAAGAGACGAGCGAGCAACUCACGCACAUCUUCUUGAGACAGGUCGACCUGAAAGUCUCAGUCAAGAUGAAAAAGUGAUGAAUUUCAUUCUUUGGAAAGGCAACCGCAACUGAACAUUUUCAAAAGGUUGCAAAAAGUGUCUGGAUGGGGAAGCUGCAGUCGACUCCAGCAAAAAGUCAGAAUAAGAUUGAGAAAAGAUUCAACAUGGUGGUGACACUCAAGAAGCGGCAAACCAUCAGAACAGGCCCGUGCACCGGGACCCACCCGGCAAAAACUUUUGCAAAAGCCAUGCUCGUUCACGGUUUUGCAGGACUUCCAAGGUUCCACGAUGGACUAUACAAGAGACAAAAGCUUCAAAAUAAGACCGGGGUGGCAUCAUAAUGGUAUCGUGGUUAGCCUAUCUGUCUCGCUCUUCUGAGGUUUUGGGUUCAGAUCUCAGUUUGCAUACUUAGCACCAUACUUGUGUGGGUUUCCUCCGGGUACUCCGACUUCCUCCCACCUUUCCACUCCUCUCCACUCGCCUGUUCGAGCCAUUGAAGACUCCAAUUUGAUCAUAGUUGCGAAUGGGUCUUUGUCUCUACGUGGUCUGCAAUUGACUGCCGACCAGUCGGGGGGGUGCCCCGCCCAUUUGCCAAAGUCAGCUGGAAGAGGCUUCAGCUCAUCAGAGAAAAAGAAAACUAAUCAUAAUCAUAAUAAUCAUAAUGGUUGGAGGCUUGUACCUCAUAUUGCCACUGCGCAACAUGUGUAUUUUGAAGUCAUCUUAAACACCAAAUAUUAAAAUGGCCUUAAACUGAAUUGCAGUGAGUAUUUGUCGAAGUCGAAGGCAGCCUUCAUUGGACGUUAUCGGCUUCUGAUAGUACUUUGCUAUCGUGUUCACAGUCGAGCGGCUUUGGGGAGCUGAUGGUUUAUCAGCGGCUGGCAGGUUUCACCAGACGCCGCCUACCGUGCUCGCGCACAGCACACGCGCUUCUAACGUCAGUGAAAACAAAAACAGGAGCGCUUCCAAGGGAAUUAAUGGAAUUGGGGGUAAGGGGGGGAAUGAGCAAAUUUAUAAAACACAAUAUAUACACUGCUAUACAAAUUUUGCUGAAAUUCUUCACAGGAAUUAAUACAGUUAAAGCCAAAAUGAUUUGUACUGUGGCCACAUUUUUGUUAAAGUGGGAUUGUAUUUGCUAAAUAGCAAUUUUUAUGUGUGUGGGGGGGGGGGAUUAGCGGUUGUAUUUGUUUUUUUAAUUAGACUAAUUUUUAAAAAUCUCUUCAAGUCAGGCUAAAUGCAUAAAAGCCACUCAAGUAUGGGGAAAAGGUGUAAACGCCACGCAACCAACAUUCAAACCCAGAACCUCCUGACUGUGAGGCAGACAUGCAGACCACUCGCCAACUGUGCUUACCCCAAACAACAAAUUUGUACAUGACCUCAAAUUUCCAGGAUUUUUAUUGUUUAAAUGUCUACAUCACCACUUCUGAAGACAAGACAAGGUUGCGCUCAAGAACUUUAUUCCACUUCUAUACAAAACAUAUGAAGAAUCUUUUUCCUUGAGUCUCGCGGUCCAGAUGUUAAUGAGCAAGAGCCGUAGAACCCUUACCAUUACUAAAACUCAGUAAUGGUAACGGUUUGACGGCCCCCCCCCUCACCGCUCUCUCUCUCUCUGAAGUGUACAUGCAGCGUGGGUCCAAGGGCGAGGAGCGAAUGACCCCCUGGAUAGUACAUCAUCUAUACUGUAGUGUCUUUUCAUCAAACUUACAGUAUAAGAUGAUAUCCUGUCCAAGGCACAAUCUUCUUAUGUGAGUUCCUCACAUGAAUCAAAUAUUUUCAAAAGCAAACACUCAAUCUUCAUGUGUACCAUACUCACUCAUUUGCGCAGGGAGCAUCUCCAUGCUUGUAUCCGGGGCCCCUCCCCAUGUGAUCCCCGCUAUUAGAAGGCUCCCACGAGCUCAUUAGCAUACAGUGAUGACACAAGGGUUGGACUCCCCCCCCCCCCCCUUAUCUGGUACCGACCCGCUUGCCACUGUCCACACCCUGUCUUCAUUUGCACAAAGAAAUAUACACCCAAAAAAUUGCAAUCAUUUCAAAUGCUCUUACAUGGCCUAAGGCAGUGGUUUCAAACGUUUUACAUGUAGUACCGCCAUAUUGCACUGCACUGUAUUAAACAUUGUGUCAACGGGCUUAAUAAAUUCUGUUCAUAUAUUUGUUCCAUUUGUAUUGUGUGUUUUAAGCGCGAAUUGUAUUUGUAUUUUUUUAUUUAGUGAUGCUUACGUAUGCCACUAGGGGAGAGCCUGCGUAGCACACUUUUAGAGUCACGAGCCAAUGCAGAAGAAAUUAAAUAGACUUCAUGUUGAAUAAUAUAAGUGAUCGAAGCCCCCAGAACAUAUUCAAAAGGAUGGAUUUG